Cervus elaphus (red deer) is the source of this 9781-nucleotide messenger RNA. It is a transcript of the gene SMC1A, whose product is annotated as structural maintenance of chromosomes 1A. NCBI's taxonomy places the organism in Eukaryota, Metazoa, Chordata, Mammalia, Artiodactyla, Cervidae. The transcript is spliced from 25 exons. Gene Ontology annotation, molecular function: ATP hydrolysis activity; protein binding; ATP binding. The record is from RefSeq and is a predicted model, not a curated record. The coding region runs from base 93 to 3794 and encodes 1233 amino acids. Gene Ontology annotation, biological process: sister chromatid cohesion. Gene Ontology annotation, cellular component: nucleus; cohesin complex; chromosome.
CCGGCCUGCACUGCGGUGUUUCCCGCGCGGGCUAUCCCAGUUGGCGGGCGAACGGCGCGGCCUUUCUUAGCGCCGGCGGCGCUGCCGCAGUCAUGGGGUUCCUGAAGCUGAUUGAGAUCGAGAACUUUAAAUCGUACAAGGGUCGGCAGAUUAUCGGACCAUUUCAGAGGUUCACCGCCAUCAUUGGACCCAAUGGCUCUGGUAAGUCAAAUCUCAUGGAUGCCAUCAGCUUUGUGUUGGGUGAGAAAACCAGCAACCUGCGGGUAAAGACCCUAAGGGACCUGAUCCACGGAGCUCCUGUGGGCAAACCAGCAGCCAACCGAGCCUUUGUCAGCAUGGUCUAUUCUGAAGAGGGUGCUGAGGACCGCACGUUUGCCCGUGUCAUUGUAGGAGGUUCCUCUGAGUACAAGAUCAACAACAAAGUGGUCCAGCUACAUGAGUACAGUGAGGAAUUAGAGAAGUUGGGCAUUCUUAUCAAAGCUCGUAACUUCCUCGUCUUCCAGGGUGCUGUGGAAUCCAUUGCCAUGAAGAACCCCAAAGAGAGGACAGCUCUUUUUGAAGAGAUCAGUCGCUCUGGGGAGCUGGCCCAGGAAUAUGACAAGCGAAAAAAGGAAAUGGUAAAAGCUGAAGAGGACACACAGUUUAAUUACCAUCGCAAAAAAAACAUUGCAGCUGAACGCAAGGAGGCCAAACAAGAAAAAGAAGAGGCUGACCGCUACCAGCGCCUGAAGGAUGAGGUGGUGCGAGCUCAGGUACAGUUGCAGCUUUUCAAACUUUAUCAUAAUGAAGUGGAAAUUGAGAAGCUCAACAAAGAACUGGCCUCUAAGAACAAGGAGAUAGAGAAGGACAAGAAGCGGAUGGACAAGGUAGAGGAUGAGCUGAAGGAGAAGAAGAAGGAGCUGGGCAAAAUGAUGCGGGAACAACAGCAGAUUGAGAAGGAGAUCAAGGAGAAGGACUCAGAGCUGAACCAGAAGCGGCCUCAGUACAUCAAGGCCAAGGAAAAUACUUCCCACAAAAUCAAGAAGCUGGAAGCAGCCAAAAAGUCACUACAGAAUGCUCAGAAGCAUUAUAAGAAGCGUAAAGGUGACAUGGAUGAGCUGGAAAAGGAGAUGCUGUCAGUGGAGAAAGCUCGGCAGGAGUUUGAGGAACGGAUGGAAGAGGAAAGUCAGAGUCAGGGCAGAGAUUUGACCUUGGAGGAGAAUCAGGUGAAGAAAUAUCACCGGUUGAAAGAAGAAGCCAGCAAGAGAGCAGCUACCCUGGCCCAGGAGCUGGAGAAGUUCAAUCGAGACCAGAAGGCCGACCAGGACCGGCUGGAUCUGGAGGAACGGAAGAAAGUAGAGACAGAGGCCAAGAUCAAGCAAAAGCUGCGGGAGAUUGAAGAGAAUCAGAAACGGAUUGAGAAACUAGAGGAAUACAUCACAACCAGCAAGCAGUCUCUAGAGGAACAGAAGAAACUAGAGGGGGAGCUGACAGAAGAGGUGGAGAUGGCCAAGAGACGUAUUGAUGAGAUUAAUAAGGAGCUGAACCAGGUAAUGGAGCAGCUGGGGGAUGCCCGCAUCGACCGCCAGGAGAGCAGCCGCCAACAGCGAAAGGCAGAAAUUAUGGAAAGCAUCAAGCGCCUAUACCCUGGUUCUGUGUACGGCCGCCUCAUUGACCUCUGCCAGCCCACACAAAAGAAGUAUCAGAUUGCAGUAACCAAGGUUUUGGGCAAGAACAUGGAUGCCAUUAUUGUGGACUCAGAGAAGACAGGCCGGGACUGCAUUCAGUAUAUAAAGGAGCAGCGUGGGGAGCCUGAGACUUUCUUGCCUCUUGAUUACCUGGAGGUAAAACCUACAGAUGAGAAACUCCGGGAGCUGAAGGGGGCAAAGCUGGUGAUUGAUGUGAUUCGCUAUGAGCCACCUCACAUCAAAAAGGCCCUGCAGUAUGCUUGUGGCAAUGCCCUUGUCUGUGACAACGUGGAGGAUGCCCGCCGCAUAGCCUUUGGAGGCCACCAGCGCCACAAGACAGUGGCACUGGAUGGGACCCUGUUCCAGAAGUCAGGGGUUAUCUCUGGUGGGGCCAGUGACCUGAAGGCCAAGGCCCGACGCUGGGAUGAGAAAGCAGUAGACAAGUUGAAAGAGAAGAAGGAGCGGUUGACAGAAGAGCUGAAGGAGCAGAUGAAGGCAAAGCGAAAAGAGGCAGAACUACGUCAGGUGCAGUCUCAGGCCCAUGGACUGCAGAUGCGGCUCAAGUACUCACAGAGUGACCUAGAACAGACCAAGACACGGCAUCUGGCCCUUAAUCUGCAGGAAAAGUCCAAGCUGGAGAGUGAGCUUGCCAACUUUGGGCCUCGAAUCAAUGAUAUCAAGAGGAUCAUCCAGAGCCGAGAGAGGGAAAUGAAAGACUUAAAGGAGAAGAUGAACCAGGUAGAGGAUGAGGUAUUUGAAGAGUUUUGUCGGGAGAUUGGUGUGCGCAAUAUCCGGGAGUUUGAGGAAGAGAAGGUGAAGCGGCAGAAUGAAAUCGCCAAGAAGCGUUUGGAGUUUGAGAAUCAGAAGACUCGUUUGGGUAUCCAGUUGGAUUUUGAAAAGAACCAACUGAAGGAGGACCAGGAUAAAGUACACAUGUGGGAGCAGACAGUGAAAAAAGAUGAAAAUGAGAUAGAAAAGCUCAAGAAGGAGGAGCAAAGACAUAUGAAGAUCAUAGAUGAGACCAUGGCCCAGCUACAAGACCUGAAGAACCAGCACCUGGCCAAGAAGUCAGAGGUGAAUGACAAGAACCACGAGAUGGAGGAGAUUCGUAAGAAACUGGGGGGCGCCAACAAGGAAAUGACCCAUUUACAGAAGGAGGUAACAGCCAUUGAGACCAAGCUUGAACAGAAGCGCAGUGACCGCCACAACUUGCUACAGGCCUGCAAGAUGCAGGACAUCAAGUUGCCACUGUCUAAGGGCACCAUGGAUGAUAUUAGUCAGGAAGAGGGUAGCUCCCAAGGGGAGGAUUCAGUGAGUGGCUCCCAACGGACUUCCAAUAUCUAUGCUCGAGAGGCUCUCAUCGAGAUUGACUACGGCGACCUGUGUGAGGAUCUGAAGGAUGCCCAGGCUGAGGAGGAGAUCAAACAGGAGAUGAACACGCUGCAGCAGAAGCUGAAUGAGCAGCAGAGUGUGCUCCAGCGUAUUGCUGCCCCCAACAUGAAGGCCAUGGAAAAGCUGGAAAGUGUCCGAGACAAGUUCCAAGAGACCUCAGACGAAUUUGAGGCGGCCCGAAAGCGAGCCAAGAAGGCCAAGCAGGCAUUUGAACAGAUCAAGAAGGAACGCUUUGACCGCUUCAAUGCCUGUUUUGAAUCGGUGGCCACCAACAUUGAUGAGAUCUACAAGGCCCUGUCCCGUAACAGCAGUGCUCAGGCGUUCCUGGGCCCUGAGAACCCUGAGGAGCCCUACUUGGAUGGCAUAAACUACAACUGUGUGGCUCCUGGCAAACGUUUCCGACCCAUGGACAACUUGUCAGGGGGGGAGAAAACAGUUGCUGCUCUGGCCUUGCUCUUUGCCAUCCACAGCUACAAGCCAGCCCCUUUCUUCGUCCUGGAUGAGAUCGAUGCUGCCCUGGAUAACACCAACAUUGGCAAGGUGGCAAAUUACAUCAAGGAGCAGUCAACUUGCAACUUCCAGGCCAUCGUCAUUUCUCUCAAGGAGGAGUUCUACACCAAGGCUGAGAGCCUCAUUGGAGUCUACCCUGAGCAAGGGGACUGUGUGAUCAGCAAAGUCCUGACCUUCGACCUCACCAAGUACCCAGAUGCCAACCCCAACCCCAAUGAGCAGUAGCAGUAGUUCUGCCCUCCUACCCUGUCUGGAUCCUUAAGCUGCCCCUCUCCCAAUCUCUGGAUAUCUGAUUCCCAACCUUCCCCUACUUCCUGUCCCUGUUUGGUAUAAUCAUGGGAUUUAGGCACUGCUGUCAAGCACGAAGAGGAACAGAGGUGAUGUUAGUUCUGGAGCAAAAAUUCCUGAGCUUCAGGGAGCAUCCUGGCCUCUGGAAGGAGGUGCUGAGCUGAGCUGAACUGAGCUGAACAGGGCCAUCUGUCCAUCCCCCUUUCCUCCCUUCCAGACCUUCUCCCAUCAUCCAUAAUCAUGGGUCCUUUGGGCCCCCUUGCAUUUUGCUUGUGUGUGGGUAUGUAUGCGUGUGUAUAUGUAUCCGCAUGUGCGCAUGUGGGUGUGCUUGCAAAAUAAUAAACAGAUAUUAGAGACCCAUUUUAGAAGGAGCCUAGGAUGAAUUUGAUUCCAAGAGAGCUUAGUAUGACAGCACCCCGGAGCUGGGCAGAAGUAUUCCGGACCUCAUAGGAUUCAGGCAGUUACGUGAAACCGCCCUCAUUCAUGUUUUCGUUCAUUUUGUGUGUUUGUCAGACACAUACUGAAAACCUUUUUGUCAGACUCUAUGCUAGGAAUACAGAACUGAGUCAGACAUGAUCUCUACUCUCCUGCUAGGAAGAUGCUAAUUCAUGAGUUCCCGUGGUUAGCUGAAUCAGGUAAAGGUGCUUUGAAUUUGAAAAGAGGACGAUCACCUCCAGGCUUUCCGGAGGUCACUUUUUAGCUGGACCUUAAGUUGGUAGGAUUUGGUUGGGUACUAGGAGCAGAGCCUGGGCUCUGGGGACAGUUCUAGUCCCAUUUUUUAUUACUUUCUAGUUUGACGCUGGGCAAGUCAUUUGACCUUUCUGUGCCUCAGUUUCUUCAUUUAUACAAUGGGGCUAACAGUAUUUACCUACCUCAUAGGAUUUAAUGAUGUCAAACUCCUCACUGGAGGCCUUAUCCUUGCUUAGAGCCCAGUAGGUGCCAACACCUCAGAAUACAAGUCUUCACAUGCCUAAUGCCUGAGGGCUUCUGAUCCCAAUUGUUAAGGACAGAAGGAGCCUCCAGAUUUGGGAGAUGCUGAAUGCUCUGGUUAUUGGAAAAGUUCCAGGUCAUUGAUGGGGUUUACCUGGUAAGUGGAGGGCCUAAGGAACCCUAUAGCUUAAAUCACAUAUAACUGAGUGCCUAGAUCUCAACCUGGGUUGUGAGGAGGUAGGGGAGAGGUAGCCUGGGCCACAUCCUGGCUGAAUGCGUGUGAUGUUCCUUUUGGGAAAUAACUGUGUUAGUUGCAGAGGUAGCUCAGUGUGCUGCCAUGAGAUCAGUCUUUGCUUCUUCACAUCAUCAGACCAUCAUCACCUUGUCCUGAUCUGUAUACUACAUUUUUGUUUUUUAAAAGUUUAAUCAAUUGUAAUUACCCAAGUAAUGAGUGAAUUUUCUUUUUAAGAAAUUAGAAUGUUGCAAAUAAUGGUAGUCAUUCAACUACCAUUCCCCAUCCCAUCUUAAUUGCUGUAAUGUCUGUUGUACAUCCAUCUUAACUUUAAGACUUUUACAUGUGAAUUCAUUGACUAUAUUGUGUUUAAUGCAGGUGAUGUAUUGACUCAUUCUGCAGUUUUCUUUCUUUGCCUAGCUAUAUUUUUGAGAUCUAUGCAUGUUGCUAAAUGUAGAAGCAGUUCAUCCUUUGUAAUUGUUAGGUAGAUUGCCAUUAUGUGACUCUACCACAUUUUAUUUACCCACUUCUCAUAUGAUAGUCUGUUUUCUGUUUUUGCUUUUAUAGGAUGCUAAGCAGGAGCAUUUGUGUGUGUGUGUGUGUGUGUGUGUGUGUGUGUGUGUAUGUGUGUGAAAACUUACCUAGGGUGGAUUACUAGAAGCUAAAUUGCAGAGUCAUAGGCUAUUUAUACUUUUGUUUUUAAUAGAUACUUCCAAAUUGCCCUCCUGUGCUAUUUACCCAGUAUUUUUCUUGAGAUUGUCUUAGGUCUAAUAUUGUUAUCUACUUUAGUUUCAUCCUAAGUAGCGAUAACCGUGAAACAAUGGGUUUGAUGUGCUAAGUAUGUAAUUUUCUAAUUCAUAUUAAAAGGGACAACUAUCAAAACAAAUUUAUCUGUGCUCAACCAAAGAAAUCACAUACUGCUUGUGGUGUGUGUGCCAUAAUUUGGGAAAUGCUGGCAUAUGUGGAAAAGCACAAUUUGGGAGUCACCCUGAUUCAAAUCCUAGCUGCAGAAACUUGAGCCCGUUAGUUCACCUCCCUGAGCCUCGGUUUCCUCACGAAGGAAAGGAGAUAAUAUACACCUACCUUGCAGCCAUGUAAGGAAGAUGAAAUAUAUCUGAAGCUAUUUGGCUGACAUCUAGGUCAUCACAGGCUUUUAAAGGUAGUAAUUGCUAUUCUUCCCACUUUACAGAUGAGGAGACUGAGGCCCAGGAAGGUGAAGUAACCCAGCUACCAGGUAGCAGUGAAGGUUUGAACCCAGGCCCUCCAAUUCAGUCUUGUGUUUUCUCCAUUGUGAGGGUGGUUAUCAACCUUGGCUGUUCAUUGGAAUCACCUGUGAAGCUUUUUCUUUUCCUUUUUUUUUUUUUCUGUCUGCACUGUGUGGCUUUCAGGAUCUCAGUUCCCCAACCAGGGAUUGAACCUGGGCUGUGGUAGUGAAAGCCCAGAAUCCUGACACCAGUGAACUCCCUCUUUUUCCUUUUUAAGAAUCAAAGCAAUAUAUACACCAGUUAGAAAAUAAAAUAAUACAGAAGGGCUUAUAAUGAAAAGCAGCAGUUCCUUGCUGCACUCCCAUGUCCAAAGGAUGUGGAGCUCCUUGCUCUGGUCCCACGCCUGGAAAUCUAAUUCAGUAGGUGUGGAUGAUAAUCUGGGUAACUAAUCCCUACCUCAUGAGGUGGAAAGCAUUACAUGAAUUGCCUCAGGCUAAGGCCCUGGCACAUAGGAACACAAAUGCUACAAAGGAUUUAAAUCCUGAGGCUCAGAGAGGUGAGAUGACUUGUCUUCAGAUCCCAGUGGUUCCGUUGCAGAGCCUAGACUUCAACUAGGAUCUUCUCUGUUUGCCCAGUGCUUUCUCUUGUGUCACACUGCCUCCUAUCAUCACAAGACAACACACACUCAGUGCAGGCUGUGCCCAGAAGAGAGCGGACACUGUGGUGUGUUUCCAAGAGCCAGCUGGACCUGAGUGAAAUCCCUAGGGCUAGUUGGAGGACACUAGGUUGACUCCCUUAUGUUCUGGACCUAGUAGCCUUAGUCUGGGGACACAAACAUGAAUCAAAUCUUUAUCCUGUCCUUGAGGAUCUCAGUGUCUAGUUGGGGAGGCAAUUUAUAAAACAAUGUGAUUAGCACUGUGACAGGAGCAUGGAUAAAGGAAGAGCAUCUAGCUUAGGUAGAGGUUCAGGGAAGACAUCCUCUAGUCUAGGAGGUGAAACCUGAGCUGAGUCUCAAAGGACUGGUAGGAAUUAGCCAGUUGAGGAGUUGGAAGGGAUUUCCAGAUAGUGGGAACAGUAUGCACAAGACCUGCGGUCAAGAAACAGCCCACCAGUUCAGAAAUACUGAGCCAUAAGGUUUCCUGGGCUGGGGAAAAGUAGCAGGAAGUGAAGCUGGAGAGGUAGUCAGGAACCAGAUUUGAAGUGAGUCGUAAGAACCUGGCUAUAUAACAGAUUUACCUCAUAGAACACUUUGGUUCCCUAACUGGCUGUAUACCAGAAACACAGGGUGCAUCCUGGAUGACACCCCCCCCCCCCCACCUAAAAAUUGAGUUUCCAUAACUGGGUGGGGGCCUCAGGAUCUGGAGAGCUUAUAAAUGUGAGGAUGUCUAGGGUGCAGCCAGGUUUGGGAACUGUGGGUUGGAGACAGCAGAGGAGACUAGAUAAGAAACAAACCCCUCCUCCAACUAAUAAAAAAAUUAAAAAAAAAAAAAAGAAACAAACCCCUUUCUGGCUAACCAGUGUGGAAGCAGAUUAGGUUAGAUGCUCAAGCUGUAUGCUCCCUUAGUUUCCCAGUUCAAUUCUCACACUGUUUUAUAUUUGCCUGUUUUCUCUCUCCAAAUAAGCUAUAAGCCCCACAGGAGUGGGUGUGGGGCUAUCUUGCUACUAGUAUACCCCCAGCAAAAAGCACAGUGCCUGACCCCAAACAGGCAUCCAAAAAAUAGUUUUUGAAUGAAUGAAUGCAUGUGUGAAGGAGAAAAUGGAGACAGAUUAGUUAGGGAACUAUUGAAAAUACUAGGCUACUGAAGGGCAAGGGCAGUGGGACUGGAUUGGAGAUGAUAAGGUGUGAGCCAUUAAAGGAAGAGAUGUGCUUCAUCUUGGUGACUGAUAAUUGGAUGUGAAGUGUGACUGGGAGGAUAGAAUGAAUGCUCGUUAAUAGCCAAGAUUCCUACUCUGUCCCAGUCAUUCUCCUUCAUCAUUCAUUUGAAUCAGAAUCUCCUUCCAGCCUCCUCAGCAAUUGAAAUUCCUCAAGUUAAGUAAACAUUCUAUGUGUGCUGUGUGGUCUCCCCCUCCUCCCCAGCCAUUGAUUCAUUCAUUGAGUUCAAUAAAUCUUGGCUAAGCACCUCCUGUGCCCUUCCAAGGUGGAACUCUGACUCCCUCUUUCCUACCUCAGAUGUUUUUGAGGGCUUCCCCAGACAAGACUUAACAUCCCUUAUACAGUAACCUAAAGGGAGAUAACUCAAACACCAGACCUGUAAGGGAACCUACAGACUUCGUCCAGUCCCCUCCUGAGGCUCUCAGUGGGGAAGAAACUUGCCUAAGGCCCCACUACUAGGAAAUGUAGGAGCCAGAACUGGAACCUAAGUUCCCUUUCCACAUUGCCCCUAGAGCCUUGAUUUCUCCCAUUGCAGAUCAGAACAGGCAGAAAAGGCCAAGGAGAAGGUUGGCCUUUGAAGGUCACUGGUACUGGACAGGCGAACAAGAAGCUUGCCAGUUACACUGCUCCCUUUUGGAAGCCCUCAGCAGACCUGCCAUGCCCACAGUCCCUUUUAAGGGAUUUCUUAAGCAUGAGUUGCCAUGCUCUGUACCAUGUGACCUCACAAUCCUGGCCAAAGAUGACAAAGUUGGGAUAGUAUCUUACUCAUGGACAUCCAGUCUCUAAGCUGGACAAUGGCCUAUUAGGUGGACUGAUGUAAGAACUCCACCUCCUAGCCAUGGCCUGUAUGAGAUGACAAACGUAUGAAACAAUCAGAUCCUUUUUCAGGGAGGCUGAAUGUGAGGCAUUCAGAAGAAGUGAACAAUUAGAAUUUAGCAAGGCAGAGACGUGGUGGAUGAGGGAUGUCAGAAACUGAAUAGCAAAAACAAGGAGAAAGCUGCAAAAACCAUGAAGCAUGUGAGAAUGUGGGGCCACAGGUAGCAGAAGCCAUGAAGCAGCAAGACAAUGGGCCAAAAGGACAGAGAAGCCAUGAAGCAAUAGGAGCCACAGUGUAGCAGUAGCCUAGAGGAACAGAAACCAUGAGACAAAACCCUGAAUCUGUGAGAUCCACGGAGCAGCAGAAAGCUUGAACAGACAAGAUCCAUGAGGCAGCAGAAGCAAUGGAAACUGCAAGAGCCUCAAGGUAGCUGCAACCGUGUGGCAGUGAGGCAGCAAAAAUCAAAGAGGCAGCAGGAUAGACCAGGCAAGCAGAAGUUACAGCACAGAGAAGCCCCCGAUUAAUUGGAACUGAAGCCCCAGAAGCCAGGAAACUGCAGGAGCCAGGAGGCCCAGAAGCUGUGCCCCGAAGGCCACGGGCUGGCAUGGAGGGGAGCAGAGAGAAGGUAGUCAGUAGCAGUAGGAGGAGUAUAAACACUGCCAGAAAGAAGUUGAGUCACCAUUUUGAGAAGCACUAGAGAAGGGAGCAACAGAUGCCUGCAGCUGAGGGGGUGACAAGAUAAGCCAGGCUCUAGCGCUGCUUUGGAUCAUGAACCAUUUUCAAGUUUCUGUUCUGUGAGGCUGCCUGUGUAGCUGUUUUUGUCUUCCUUAUUUCCCUGUGAAUGCUUCAAUAAAUCUCCAUCACUAA